Messenger RNA from Cooperia oncophora, 480 nucleotides. Lineage: Eukaryota; Metazoa; Nematoda; Chromadorea; Rhabditida; Trichostrongylidae. The record is from the annotation of a GenBank genome assembly.
AUGCUGUGGAUGGAUGUGCUUCCGGAAUUGCAAAACUUCGCGUUCAGUUCGGGAUUCGAUCUCGAAUGGAUUGAUCCACUCAGUGAAAAAGGCAAACUCAACGAGGAAAUGCUCCAACAGAUGAUGGACGACAUUCUGGGAGAGAGUAGUUGGCUAAUUUGUAUUCUCGGUGACAAAUAUGGUUCAGUUGGACCACCCGUGAGGAUUCCGAAGGGAGAAUUCGAUGCGAUUCGAGCUGCCGUUUUCGAGCAAAGUGCUGAGUUGAAGCUUCUGGAUCAGCACUACGUUUUGGAUCGAAGUAGUAGUGAGGACGAAUAUCGACUGAAUACGUACCUCGAGGACAACAAACAGCGAGCAAAGCUCUCCAAAGUCCUGCAAAAAGGAGCACAAAAUGUGAGUACAGUAGAUGAACUCGCUGCAGUAUGUUCCACUAGGGAGGGUGAGCAGGAAAUGCACAAGGAAGUAACUUCAAACCAGUGA